AGCCACGCUACCGAUGGAGUCCAAUAUUACUCCUGGGCAAUUACACUUGUACCACAUUCCCGAGAGCCCAUUUGCAAUCAAGCUACUCUUUGCCAUCAAAGAGCUUGGGCUAGGAGAUGCGCUCACCGUCCAUGCAAUUCCCGACCCUCCUCCAGCAGACCUCGUUGAGGAGCACGGGCUCUACCCACUGUCCGCAUUCGUCCCGUCGCUCGUAACACCUUCGGGAACCAUCUUCGACUCGAGCGUCAUCCUCCAGUGUUUGGAUACACUGCCUCGUCCAGAGGGAGCAGCGAUGGGAAAGCUGUUCCCUGAUGCUGCCCAGGACUCGGGCUUGCGCUGGGCCGCUCUGACUUACGAAGCACUCUGCAAAGCAGUUAUGGGCACAGUGAUGAUGGUCCACCAGCAGGGUCAGCGGGGCGCGCCGGAGAAAGCACUUGCACCGCAGGAGGAGAGGGUGAAGCGAGGGGUGGCUCGGCUUGCUCAGCAGGAGCUGCCUGACACGGGUCGGAAAGUGCUAGACGUGAAAGGGAUCGCGUUGGGUAGCAUGCUGGGGUAUAUGGAGCAGUGCGAGUGGUGUACUGGAUGGAGGGAAUGGAAGGGAGGGGAUAUUCUUGGGUCGUGGUUUGAACAGAUCAAACAUCGGUUGCCGUAGGACGGCGCGGCAUAAAGGCGUGCAAAUAUCCCUGUCAAUUAUAUCCCAAUUCAAAUCAUUUGU
This is a messenger RNA of Dacryopinax primogenitus, 715 nucleotides long. RefSeq lists its product as uncharacterized. The transcript has a single exon. The record is from RefSeq and is a predicted model, not a curated record. Lineage: Eukaryota; Fungi; Basidiomycota; Dacrymycetes; Dacrymycetales; Dacrymycetaceae. The coding region runs from base 14 to 652 and encodes 212 amino acids.